This is a messenger RNA of Closterium sp. NIES-67, 10319 nucleotides long. The record is from the annotation of a GenBank genome assembly. NCBI's taxonomy places the organism in Eukaryota, Viridiplantae, Streptophyta, Zygnematophyceae, Desmidiales, Closteriaceae.
ACCUUGCCGUCACCCUGCUCUAUGCUUUGUACUACAACUGUAUCCUUGCCUCUCUUUCCCCUGUAAAGCUUCGGGCAAUUGUGAAACCCAUCUGUGCACGCGAAUGCAAGAUUAGGUCAGCGAGCCCCAUAGGUCCUCAAGCGAAAAGGCGGCAUCAGUUGCAACCUAGUCUGAACAAUCGACGUACCCUCGGAAGCUCAACCUGAAAUUCCCAGGACGUGCUUUCCUCAACAAGUUUAUGUUAAGGCUAUGUUAGCCGCACAAUGCAGCAGCCUUCUUCCCGGUGCGCCUGCUGGAUGGCCCAUGUCCCAGUCCCGACCUCACGUGCUUUGACCCGUCACGACGACGAUUAGGUCGUCCGGCGAGCGAGCCCUUUCGCCAUGCUUCGCAACUCUCUCGCCGGCGUCGACGCCGCAAGGCGCGCCGAGCUGGUGGAAUGGGCGGAGUCGACGUGGGAGAACGGCGAGACCGAGGACGCCAUGGCUCCGCAGGUGCCGUUCGAUCGCACGUCCUUAGCAGCAGAAGCAGUUCCGGGGCAAGACACGUCGGGAAUGUCAGGAGGAAGGGGAGGGGGAGGAGCUCUCGAGGGUGUUGGUGUUCUGAGCCCUGGUCUUAGCCCUGGUCGGAGCCCUGGUCGGAGCCCUAACUCACUGCCGUCCGUCCAUGCAAACCCGUUCACGCGCAACCUCACAGAUCCCAGCAGCCGCGUCAGCAGCGCGGAAACUGCGCAGUUGUUGUGGGGGAAGCGGCGGGGAAACUCAGGGAGCUCAGUUGCUGUUUUCGAUCUAGGCGUGCAUCCCCAAGGAGCUACGCAGUCUCAACAACAGCGCUCUCCCCACCAGCUGCAUUCUCCCCGCCGCGCGUUUACAUCCCCACAAACCCGCCUGCUAUCUCCGCAGCACUCUCCGCAAUCUCGUCUACUCUCCCCGCAGCUCUCCCCGCAGCUCUCCCCGCAGCUCUCCCCGCAGCUCUCCCCGCAACGGCGCGUGCUUUCCCCGCAGCUUUCCCCACAGCCUCGCCUAAUCUCACCACAGCACACCUCAUCGCGCCAGCAUCGACUGCUCUCCCCGCAACACCCCUGGGGGGCGGAUCCGCGUGAGCUCGCCCUCCGCCGCACGAUCUCUAUGCCGGAGGCGGACUUCGACGCCGCGCUCCCGUUUCCUCGCGCGCACGGCGCUUUCGCGGAGGGCGCGGCAGGCUCGCCUGGGAACAGGAACGCGCUGGGCGCAGCAGGUAUGCUUCCGCGGCUGCUGAGCCCGCAGCUGGUGACGGGGGUGCGCGGAGUGAUGCUGCGCGCGAUUGAGGGGCACAAGCGGGGCGCGUCUGCGGAUGUAGUGGAGACCGCGCAGAGGGCGCUGCGCAAGAGCAGCAUUGACAUGCUGGUGAUUGAGAGAGAUGAUGAUGGUGGUGAUGCCGCUGCGCCUGGUGUUACUGCUGCCCCGGGUUGCCUUGGCUCCCCGCUUUCUCUAGGUCCCCAUGGCGUUACAGCUCCGUGGGGCUCACCAGUGGCAGCAGUACCAGCACCAACAGCAGCAGCAACAGCACCACCAUUAGCAGCAGCACCACCAGUAGCAGCAGCGGCGGCAGGAGUACCAGCAGUGGGGGCGAACGAGGGUCGGCCUAUGAUGUUCAGGAGCAGCAGCGACAAGGGGCCGAAUACAGGCGCCAGCGCUGCCAGCAGCAGGCGAGGCGACGUUUUACAAGGGCAAGGGCAAGGGGGUCGGGUCACACAACGGCCUGUCACCUCAGCCACCCCAGGUGCCGGGCGCAGAGCCGUGGGGCAAGGCGCAAGGGGACAGGGCGCGCUGGGGCAAGGGGUAGUGACACAAAGGACGGCAGGCGAUGCGUCUGUGGGCCAUGGCAGCAGGGCAGCAGCAGCAGCAGUAGCAGGUAACGGGGUGCAUGGCGUUGCAAGCGAUGCGAUGGCAGGUGAAUCAGUAGCAGCUCUGGAUCUUGCCAGGGGCGGGUAUACAGCUGCUCAGAUGGGCCAGAGCAGGCCUGCUUCUGCCUCUGCUUCUGGCUCUGCCUCUGGCUCUGCCUCUGCUUCUGGCUCUGCCUCUGCCUCUGGUUCUGCUGCUACCACUGCUGAAUCUCCCGCCUCUAGCUCGUCCGCUGCUGCCACUGCUACUGCUACAAGUGCUCUGUUUACUGGGACGAGGGGGAGGAGGAGGGGGAGGGGGGGAGGAGGGGGAGGAGGGGGAGGAGGGGGAGGAGGGGGAAGGGGAGGAGGAGAGGAGGGCGAGCAGCUGCGGUGGCUGGACUCAGCAGGCGGAUUGGCUCUGGGGAGCGUUACUCCUCGUGGUUUUUCAUCCAGCAGUGCUUCGCCUGGGCCGCCUACUCCUGGUAGUGUGACUCCAGGGAGUGUGACUCCAGGGAGUGUCUCGUCACGAGGCAGCAGGGGCGGGGCUAUGGGUGUGAGGAGACCACCGAGGGGCGGCGUUCCUCCGCCUACCAGCACCAUGUUCCGCUCUAAAAGCCUCACAGACAGCCAGCAGCAGCAGCAGCAGCAGCAGCUGCAACGGCAGCAGCUACAACAGCAACAGCUGCACUCUCCGCAGCAGCACUGCUCCCCCCAGCACCAGCAGCAGCAGCAGCACGGCCAUGGGGAGCCAUCUCCCACAGCACAGGCAGCAGCAGCACCAGCAGCAGCGAGGAACGCUUUCCCUGGCAAGGCGAGGCCGGUCACGCCUGUUCCGGAAGGUGAGGUGUGCGACAUGCUAGCAGCCACUGCGGGUGCUGCUGCUGCCGCUGCUGCUGCUGGAGGGGCGGUUGACACUGUGGGAAUGGUAGGAGUAGGAGCAGUAGGGGCAGGAGGAGUAGGAGCGAUAGGAGCAGGAGUAGGAGUAGGAGCAGUAGGAGCAUCCGGAGGUGUAGGAAGAGUAGCGGUGGAAGGAUCUGUAGCAGCAGCAGGGAAAGCAGGAGGUGAAGCUGCUGCUGCUGCUGCAGGAGGUGCGGGGAAUGGUGGCACAGUGGGCAGAGGGAUAGCAGGAGGUGCAGGCGUAGGGCCAGACCAUUUAGGAGCAGCAGGAGCAGCGGGAGCAGCAGUUAGAGGCACAGGCCCAGGAGGGCGAAUGCCCUUUGGUGCCAUCUCACCACGGCCAGGAGGGGCUGCAAGCAGGGGCGCAGCAGGAGGGGCUGUAGCAGGGAUGGUGCCUAUCUCUCCCAGGACCCCAGGGGCAGCAGGGCGGGGGGCUGGAGGAGCAAGGGGCAGUGCAGGGCAGGUGAGGGAAGGCAGCAGCAAGGCCGCCAUGCACUGGCCGGGAUCAGGAUCAGAAUCAGGAUCAGAAUUGGCGUUAGGGUCAGGGGCGGGGUCGAGGGUGGAGUGGGGAUUAGGGUUUGGUCGCUCCAUGUCUGAGAGCGGUGCUGUGAGCCGGGGCGGCGAGGCGCGGGCUGACGUGCGAGAGUUUGCGAGCCUGGCUACAGUGGACGAAGUCGAUGGGGCUGUAGCAGGGGUCGCUGUAGCAGGAGGGGCUGUAUCUGACAGUGGUGAAGGCUCUGCGCGUGCCCCCAGUGCUGCUGAUGCUGGUGCCUCGUCUCCUGCUGCCUUGAUGUUCUCAGAGUCUAGACGAGGAUGGGGAGGUGGAGGUGGAGGUGGAGGUGGAGGUGGAGGGGGAGGGGGAGGGGGAGGGGGAGGGGGAGGGAGAGGGAGAGGAGGAGCAGGAGGAGCGGGAGGUGGUGAUAGUGCGGUGAGAGAGGGCGAGGCAGUGGUAUCGUUAUUCCACUCUCCUGCGCUUGCUGCUUCCCAGCCUGUGAGCCCUCGGCCAUUGGGCCCCACACGGGCCACCAUGGAGCACCGCCAGCAGCAGCAGCAGCAGCAGCAGCAGCAGCAGCUGCAGGGGCAGGGGCAGGGGCAGCAGCCAGGUCAAGGUAUCGCAAACAAGCAAGCGCAGCGGCAGCAAGCAGGGCAGGGGGGAGGUGGAGGGGGGGGGUUAGGAGGAGGAGGAGUAGGGGGACUAGGAGGAGCGGGGCAGCAGAAGCACUCGAAGCAGCAUCACGGCAAGUACAGCAGUGGGCGGCCCCCCCCGGUGGCCAUCCACACUGCCACGGUCGCACAGGGCCGCGCCCUGAGCAAGUCCACCAGUGAGCCCGGGUGGCGCCUGGAGGACGUGUCUAUCAGGUCACCUGUUUCCCCUCGAAUGCUACCCCCGCCGUAUCCCCAUCCGGUGGCAUCCUCCCCUAGGCAACCCCACCCAUUCCAGCAUAACCAUCAGCAGCACCAUCAGCAGCAUAGCCAUCAGCAACAGCAGCAGCAGCCGCUACAGCCGUUUGCGCUGCUACAGGAGGUGCUGCAGGCACAGCAGUCACCUGGAUGGUCCUCUCCCGGUGUCAACCUGCGGCACGGACGCCUCUCCCUGCCGUCCCCCUCGCGCAUCCCCCUCUCCCCCACCUCAUCCAGCCUCCGUAGCCCGAGAUUUGGUGCUCUCAACUCCCCAUCAUUCUCCACUUCCGGCACCGCAUCUCCUGAUUCCGCCGCUGCUACUUCUGCCACUGCUCUCGCCUCACCUCGUCCCGUUGCCCCUUCUCCUGCUGCUGCUCCUGCUGCUGCUUCCAGUCCCAGGGCACCAGCAGCAGCAGCAGCAGCAGCAGCAGCAGCAGUAGCGGCAGGGGGUGGGCACAGCAGUGCGAUGGCAGCGCGGCUGCAGGGGGGGGUGGCUGGGCUGCGCAAGCUGCAAAAAUCCCUCACAGUCCCAGCACACAACCUGGCAGAGGACGAGGGGGAAGCAGUGGCGCUGCUCAAGAGCGGCAACCUCCCCUGGAAUCACAGCCCCGUCGCAUUCGGCGUGCAGGCCACUGCCACUGCUGCUGCUGUUGCUGCUGCUGCUGGUACUGCUGCUGCUGCUGGUGGUGCUGGUGCUGCUGGUGCUGCUGGUGCCGCUGGUGCUGCGCUUGCUGCUGGGGGUCCAGGUGAACCGGAGGAACCCGCUGGUCCCUGCCUCAUGCACUCCAACUCGAUCCACCUCGGCCCUGGGCAACGAGCUGCGGCAGAGGCUGCUGCUGGUGUUGCUGCAGCUGUGAAGCCUGUUUCCGGCUUGUCAUCCCCAGCAGCAAGUAGUGCAGAUGGGGCAGAAUUCAGUGGCGGUGUAAGCAGGGAGAGGCGGGCUCACUCCAUGUCCUUUUCAGGCCUUUCUGCUGCUGUUGGGCUGGUGUCCCCUGCGGGGAAAGGCCCUAUGUUUCACCGCACCUGGACUGAUCCUGCUGACAGACCGGAUAAGGUCCUCGCUGCUAGACGGGCCGUUUGUGGUGCUUCUGCUGCUGCUGCUUGUACUGCUGCUGCUGGUACUGCUGCUGGUGGUACUGCUGGUGGUACUGCUGGUAUGGUUACUGGUUCUGCCUCGUAUUUUGCUCCCAAUGGUGAUGGUAGGGGCACAGCACAGCAACCGCCAGGGGUAGCAGCGAUUCCCGUGCCCUCUCGCAGUCAACAGGCGUCACCUCGAGUAGGCUCUGCUGCUCCAUCACCAGGACCAUCACAGCAGCCAUCUCCCUUACCACAACAACCCUACCAACCCCACCAACACCACCAAUCCCCACAGCCCCAUUUAUCCCAGGCAGCAGCAGUAACAGCAGCAGCAGCGGGCACGUUCAGUCCCACGAGUGCGCGGCGUGCUGCCUUCCGCAAGGCGCGCAGUGUGCCCAAGCGCCUGCUCAGCGAGGUCAGCGGCUUCGCCUCCCCUGGGGGGGGCUCACCCGGGGGGACCCGAUCGGCCGGGUCCCCUCUCGGCCUGCCUCCCCCGAGGGCUGGGAUGAGCGCGGAUGGAGUGAGGGGCAGCAGGAUGGGGGGGGGUGGGGGAGGAGGAGGAGGAGGGAGAGGGGGAGCAGGAGGAGGAGGUGGUGUUGGUGGGGGUGCUGGGAGGGGAAGAGGGGGGAGAAGAGGCGGACUGGACGUGCAUGCGGAUGUGUCGAUCCUCCAGGAGCUUGAGCUGCCUAUAUUUUUCCAGAACGGCAAGCAGGCAGCCGGGAAGGGAGGCGCUGGGGGCAGGAACGGUGGAGGAGGAAGGGGAGGUGCAGCAGCAGCAGGAGCGGCAGGAGCAGCAGUGGCGGUGACAGCAACGGCAUGCAUAGGGGAGGGGGGAGCCAGCACGGUCCAUCUGAGCAGGCGAGGGUACGCGCACCGGGUGUUCCGCACACAUAACUUCCCCCUGUCUGUGGGCGCGGUGCUAGGCGCGGUUUCGGACCAUAACGACGCCAUCACUGUCACCCCGGCCUCCCCCUCCGCGACCGCUGCUCCCAUUGCGUCCCCGUGGACCCCUCCCUCCACUGCUGCUGCUGCUGCUGCCGCUCGUUCUCCCUCCUCCUCACAGCAUCCCUCCUUGCCUGCCUCUCAGCCCAUCCCCUCGUCACCCUCUCCGCCCCUCACUCCUCCCAUUCUCCCUCCUGCCGUUGCAUCAGCAAGCCCAGCAGCGUUGGCAGGAGGAAGUGAAGGAGCAGGUGCAGGAGAGGCCAGGGUCAGGGAAUCAGGUGCAGCAGCAGCAGCAGCAGCUGAGGCAGCAGGUUUUGAGUUCUUGCCUGAUGGGGGGAGCACUGAGGCAACAGCGACCGCAACAGCGACAGCAACAGCCACAGCAACAGCUACUGCUGCUCCUGCUGCUACUGCCACUGGUCCUCUUGCUGGUCUGGGAAGGGUGGCGGGAGGAGGGGGCAUUGCCAUUGCCGGUCCACCGGCAGGCAGUUUGAUCCGCAAGCUGUCGCUGUCCCUGUCGCCUCUGCUCAUCCCCCACGCCGACUCAGUCGAGAGCAGCGAUGGGGGUGCUGCUGUCCCCAUUGCUGUCAUAGCUCCACCUCAAGCAACCGCUGCUACUACUGCUGCUGCUACUGUUUCUCUAAACGCUGGUGCUGCUGGUGCUGCUGCUUUCCCCGCUGUUCAACUGGAUGUAUUCCCAGCGGCUGCAGGCAGCAGCAGUGCAGCGGGCGUCGCCCCCCCCUGGCUCCCAGUGGCCUCCCCCCGUCCCAUGCCAUCCCGACCUCUCGCCCCUGUCACCCCUGCCGCCACCACUCCCACUCUUCCUGCUGCCACCACUCCCACUUUCGGAAGCCAAGCGGCAAGCAGCGGCGGCGGGGGUGGAAGCUGGGGGGAGUCCACCUCCACCGCCUCGAGUGCUUUUGCCAUGGGCAUGCUCAGCCCGAUGGGAGGCGGGGGAAGGGGAAUGGGAAUGGGUGCGAGGCGGGCAGGGGGGUAUGUGGCCCACUCCGUCUCCCCCUCCCCCUCCUCGUCCACAGGGCGCAUCAGCAGCCCUGUGCUGGGGAGUGCAGGAGCAGGGCCCAAUGCCCGCCAUAGAUCCACUGGCCCCCCCAGUCCCAUGGGGUCAAUGGGGUCAAUGGGGUCAGCAACCGGGCCUCUUAGCCCCCUGAGUUCAAUGAGGUCAAUGGAGUCGAUGGGGUCCAGCAGCGGCCCUCUCAGCCCGCUACGUUCCAUGGGGACUCUGGGAUUGGUCAGUCCCAGAGCCGGAGGAGUGGCAGUAGCAGCAGCAGCAGCAGCAGCAGGAGCAGCAGGAGCACCAGCAGCAGCAUACAUGGGUGUCGGCACACAUGGUCCGCUGUCCCCUAUGCGCCAUGUCCCCAUGCCCGGGCCUGUCUCCCCUCCCCUGGGCCUCAUGAGCCCUGUGGGCGGGAGGGGAGGGAACCGUCUGUUCAGCCCGGUGCUUGCAGGGCCGCAUGGGGCCGGCAGGGGGCGAGGAGCCGCAGGCGGGCGAGUGGCCCCGGAAGCAGCAGGAGUAGCAGGAGCAGCAGGAGUAGCAGGAGCAGCAGGAGCAGCAGGAGCAGCAGGAGCAGCAGGAGCAGCAGGAGCAGCAGGAGCAGCAGGAGCAGCAGGAGCAGCAGGAGCAGCAGGGAAGUACCCUCGGUUCAAGUCUGAAGGCGGGCAGUCAGCAAUGGCGGCGCUAGGCGCGCUCAGUGGCCUGCUCAGUCCGCGGGGGGCAGCAGGGCUCGUCCCGCUAGUCCCCGCCUACAGCCUCCCAGCAGGGGGCGCGUCCCCGCAUCUGCAUGGCGCGCUAUGGGGCAUGCCCGCCUCUGCUUCCCUCUCAGCCGUUCCCAGGGGUUCGGGUGACGUCACAGGAGGGGGUGGAGGAGGAGGAGGAGAGAUGGGAGGGGUGAGUGAGGAUGGUGUAGGAGGGGGUGAGCUGGGCACGGCAGCAGGAAUAGUGAGCGAGAGGGAGGUGUUACGGUCCGAGAUUCUCGUUGUUGAUUACUUUGACAGUGAGUCCGACACCUCUGCAGCUAACUCCCCCUGUGUCGCCAGUAACAGUAACCCUGCUGCUAAUUCUUCCUCUGCUGCUGCUGCUUCUGGGGCUGGAACUGCUAUUCGGGGUGGUUUUGCCGCAAAUGGCAGUGGGUUCAGCGCCAGUGGCAGCAUAGACAGUCCGGCGUCUGUGAAUUCGAGUAUGUGGGGAGGGAGUGCAGGGAGUGCAGGCAGCGCAGGCAGUGCGGGCAGUGCUAGGCACAGGGGUAUGAACAGUAUGGGCAUGAAUGGCGGAGUGCACAGUCCGUCACUGCCUCUCAGCCCUUUGAGCCCCUACAGCCCGGCUACCCCCUACAGCCCCCUCCGCCCUGCCAGCCCCAACCACAGCCCGCGCGCCAUCAAUCUCCCGCCGCCUGCCGUGGCUGUUGCUGCUGCUGAUGGCGCUGCUGCUGCUGCUGCUGCUGGUAGUCCUGGUGGCAGUAGUGCUGGUGGUAGUGCUGGUGGUAGUGCUGGUGCUGCAAGAGGGAAGAAGGGACGCGGUCGGGGGUUUUGGCGGGUAGCCAAUGAUAACAUGGGAACCUCUCCUUCUAGGUUGGUCUUUAGCAAGAAACACCAGCAGAAGCAGCAGCAGCAGCAGGCAGCUUCGUCACCCCUGUCAACAGCAUCAUCGUCAGCAUCAGCAUCAGCAUCCCCCGACACAGCAUGCACCGCGUCAAUGCCUGCUGGUACCUCCCGCCGUCUCUUCCCACUCUCUGCAUCCGCCUCCUCUGCUGCCCACCAUGCCAUUCCUCUGGGCUCCAGCACCCGCUCCCUCUCCAUGCCGUCCCACCCUGCCAACCAUAGUGUCCCGUUAAGCCCGCGAGGCACACCGGUUCCUUCAACUACCGGACAGGCCGACGCCACUGUGAGCAGCAGCAGCAGCAACAGCGGUGGUGCUGCUGCUGCUGGUGGGGCUGGCAGCAACAAUGGCAGUGUUGACGGGGGUGGAGCUGCUGCUGCUACUGCUGCUGGUGUAAGCAGCAGCAGCAGCAGUGUGAAGGGGUCGCUGACCCAGGCGGAUCCCCCGUCGUCGCCUUUUAUCCAGGGCAAGAUGAACAUGAUGGGGUGCGGGCCCCCCCUGGGUGUGUUCCGAUCACCCACCGUCGCCUCCUCCGUCUCUGCUGUGCUGCGCAAUGCAAGCAGGAGCAGAGGGGGGCUGGACCACCACCCCCUGCAGCAGGGGCAGGAGCAGCAGCAGCAAGGGCAGGAGCAGGAGCAGGAGCAGCAGCACGGGCAGGGGCAGGGGCAGGGGCAAGGGCAGGGGCAGGAGCAGCAACAGGAGGAGGAGAUUCAGCAGCAGGUGGGUGGUAGCAGCAGCAAUUUGGGGGGCGUAGGUACGGGAGACACAAGUGGAGUGAGGGAGGAUGGGGAGGAGACAGGGCGAGGGGAAGGGGAAGGUGGAGUGUCUGCACCUGCUGGUGUUAUGGGGAAGAGUGAGAGGGCAGCAGCAGGAGCAGUUUUAGGAGCAGGGGCAGAAGCAGGAGCAGGGGGUGGAGGAGGAGUUGUAGGAAACGAGGAAGGAACAGCAGCGGGUGCAAGAGGAGGUGGGCACGGACGGGGAGGGGGAGGAGGAGGGAAGAGAGGAGGGCAUAAGCAGUCGCACUCGCGGUCGGGAUCCCUCAUCGAAGGGGUUCGCAACUGGGGACGAUCCAAGUCCUCCAGCUCAUCGCACCACUAAUUCCUCUCCCACCAACCAACCGCUGCUGCCACCACAUCUCUGCUGUCAUCACUAGCAGCAGCAGCAGCAGCAGCAGCAGCAGCAGAGCAGCGGCACGAGUCAGUAGCAACUUGCAUGUCAAGCUAAGGUGCAGAGGAACGGCUAAGGGGGUAAGCUGCCAUCAUGUUGGCUUUGGGUGGCUCUCAAGCACAAUAUAAGCUUUUUGUCAGAUGCAGAAGGGCUACGGCAACUGGAUAGGUAGUGAACAAGCAGGGUAUGUGUGUGUAGGACAAGAGGAUCUAAUUGUAUAGCUAAUGUACCGUAGGCGCUUUAGAAUAUUGAGGUGAAGAAUGCAUCUUAGGUCGAAAUUUGCUCUUGUUUGUGAUAGUGGCCUCAGGAGUGCUGCGAGCCUGGCUUGUAUGUGCCUUGACUAGUGAAACCAGGAGCUUG